ACUAGGCUUGUUUCGUUACUGUCAUUGUAUUUGGAUUUUGUCCAUGUCUAUUUGGAUUGUUAAAUGCUGGUUCCGUUUUAAUUUUAUUUUCAUCAGCAAUUAAAAUGUCCGAUCUUUUUAAAUCUGCGUUUGGUUACUUUAGCAGUAACACGCCCGGUCAAGGAAAUGAAUUGGUUGGGCAAGUCGUUGAAAUCGGUAGUGUAAAAUUACGAGUGAAAAAAGUGAUUGCAGAAGGUGGAUUCGGGUUUGUUUUCGUAGCUCAGGCUGUUGACACCGGAAAGGAAUAUGCUAUUAAGCGGUUAAUGGCUGCAGACGACGAAUCUAACAAAGCCAUCACUCAAGAGAUUAACAUUCUUAAACAGCUGGCUGGUCAUCCCAACAUCAUUCAGUUCCUGUCUGCGGCUUUCAUAGACAAGAACCAAUCGGGGCAUGGCAUGGCGGAGUACUUAAUUCUCACUGAGCUCUGCAUCGGUGGCAGUCUGAUAGAUGUGCUGACUGCCCGCACUUCUCCCUUACCUCCGGACAUCGUCUGUCGGGUGUUCUGGCAAGUGUGUCAAUCUGUCAAACACAUGCACAGUCUCAGCCCGCCCAUCAUACAUAGGGAUCUCAAGAUAGAGAAUUUGCUAUUGGACAGUGAGGGGAAAAUCAAGCUUUGCGAUUUCGGAAGUGCUACAACACAGGCAUUCUAUCCUGAUAACAACUGGACGGCUCAGCAGAGAGCCAUGCUUGAGGACCAGAUGAACAGGUGUACGACGCCUAUGUAUCGAGCUCCCGAGAUGGUCGACACCUGGAACAACUACCCAAUAACAUCGGCCAGUGACGUGUGGGCUCUUGGCUGUAUGCUGUACAUGCUCUGCUACAAUAAACACCCGUUUGAGGACUCGGCCAAGCUGAGGAUUCUCAACGCCAACUACACGAUUCCCGCCGGGGAUGCAAAGUACUCUGACUUUCAUCCUCUCAUACGAGGAUGUCUACAAGUGAAUCCAGAAUAUCGUAUGACAGUCUCAGACCUACUGGAGAGAUUGGCAGCCAUUGCGGAAUCUCGCGGUGUCAACUUGCGGGAACCUCUCGCGUUGGAAGGCAAGCGGAUAGACUCCAACGCCCGACCAGCUGGUCCUCCCCCUGUGACAAACAACGUAGGGACUAACAACGGUCUGGACCGACCCCCACCACCGACACAGAUGCCUGCGUCUCCUCACAGGGCUCCCCCUCCACACCCACCCCCGCCUUCGAGACCUCCCCCAGUACAACAGCCGCUACCCCCGGCUAGUGGCAGUGGCGGUGGUCUGUUCUCUACCAUCAAAGGCGGGGCAGGCAGCUUCUUUAAAGGACUCAAAGAUACAUCUUCAAAAGUUGUUCAGACUGUCCAGCAGAGCAUGGCUCGUAGUGAGGUUGACAUCAGCUACGUUACGUCUCGGCUGGCCGUGAUGCCGUACCCAGCGGAGGGUUUGGACAUGACGACACGCAGUAACUACGCGGAGGACGUCAAAAUGUACUUGGAGACUGGACAUCCGGGGGCGCACUACUGUGUGUACAACGUCUCUGGCAGAUCCUACCCCGCUGGGCGACUGGGCAAGGGGAGAGUGGUAGAUUGUGGCUGGGGAGGAGUAUUGCGUAGAGCUCCUCCACUUCACUCACUCUACACCCUGUGUCAGGACAUGUACGAGUUUCUGACUCUAGACCCUCGUAACGUUUGCGUUGUUCACUGUAUGGAUGGCAAGGCAAGUUCGGCAAUGCUGGUGAGUGCCUUCCUUCUGUUUGUGGGGUUUGUCAAGAGUCCUGAAGACGCUCUACAACUGUUUGCAGUACGUAGAUGCCCUCCAGGACUUCAACCUUCUGAAAUGAGGUAUCUUCACUACCUAGCGGACGUUCUCAAGUCUCCUCCAUACUCGCCUCACUUCCAGCCCAUGAAGCUGGUGUCCAUCACCAUGCAGCCAGUCCCUCUCUUCAACAAAGUCAGGGACGGUUGUCGGCCAUUUGUGGAGGUGUACCAGGGAGAGGAGAGGGUAAUGACCACCCAGCAGGAAUACGAGCGGAUGACGUUGUUCAACAUCACUAACGGAAAGCGUGCUGUGUUCCAGAUCACGCUGCCUCUGAAUGUGACUGUGGUGGGGGACACAACGGUGGUGGUGUAUCACGCCAGGCACGUCCUCGGACGUCCGACAGGCAUCAAGAUCCUACAGCUACAACUGCACACCGGCUUCAUUGCUGGCAACACGCUCACGUUUAACAAGACCGAACUGGAUGACUUGUCGGAAGGAGAGCACUACCAGGGUGAGAAGUUCUCAGUGGUGUUGUAUGUAGAUCUGCUGGAGCCCACCGAAGCUUGUGUGACCCCAUGGCUCGGACAUCUAUCUCGCAACUACUCCUGCGACGUUCUCUUCUCAUCCACCAUGGAGGCGGAGGAGACGAGAGAAAACUUUGUCCCGUCUCCUCCAAAGUCUGGUCCGCCACCAAGACCUGCCCCGCCUCCCCCCCGGCCUGGCCCUCCGCCCAGACCUGUGCCCCCGCCUAGUGGUGCUCGACCUACGGAAUACAAAGACACCCCUGAAACACCACCCAUGAGGAGAGCUGAGGAAAGAGAAAGUUUACUAAACGACUCGGAAGGAGAGGCUGAUUUCCUGAAUUUGUCAACCUCAGAACCUCGGCAAGAAGAUCUGCUGAAUAUUAAUAACUCUAACGGAGGUAGCGGAGGGGGGAGUAGUAACGUAGACCUCCUCGGCUUUGGACAGUUUGUAAGCGCUACUGCACCUACGCCAAGUCAACCUGCUAACCCUCUGGUGUUUGAUCCCUUCGAGUCUGAUAACAACGUUAGGGAUGAUCUGCUAGACCCGACACUAAAGAACGCCAACAUCCAUCGGAACGUCAGUACGCCCAACCUGAUAGCAGACAACAUUGUGUUAACUCCGUCCCCUUCACCCAACCCCACGCCUAACCUGCUGGGAGGAGCGUGGCCUCCUGGGUCUGGGGGACCCACCAUGCCUCGCAACGUCAGCACGCCCAACCUUAACCGGGAUCCGUUUGCUGAUCUAGCAGGUAACUUGAGCUCCAGUCUCGGUGGAACUACCCCUGGACUGUCUCCGCAGCACAAGCCCACCUCCAGUUGGAACCCAACCCCCUACCCUCCCAGUACACCAGUCUACACCCCUGCUGGCAGUCCAGUGCAUCAUUCUAGGUCUCCUUGUGAGCCGAAUUACAGCAGAUCUCAUUUUGACAACGCCUUCAAACCUGCUGAGCCUUCAGGGAAGAAAGCUGGAGACGUUUUUGGAGACCUUCUAGGAAGUCAGGGUUAUGAGUUCUCUUCCAAAAAAGACAGCGGGCCCAGAACUAUAAAUGAAAUGAGAAAAACUGAACUAGCCAAAGAAAUGGACCCUGAAAAGUUGAAGGUCAUGGAGUGGACGGAAGGAAAGACUCGUAACAUCCGAGCAUUGUUGUGCUCCAUGGACCGAGUGUUGUGGCCAGACUGCAAGUUCAGAAUCGAGAUGGCACAUUUAGUCACUCCCGCAGACGUCAAGAAGGCUUACCGCAAAGCGUGUAUUGCCGUUCAUCCGGACAAGCACAUAGGAACGCCCAAUGAGCAAAUUGCUAAGCUAAUUUUCAUGGAGUUGAACAAUGCGUGGAGCGAAUUUGAGAACGAUGCGAGUCAGCAAAACAUGUUCCAGUAGUCGGACCAUGGGCGUUAACUCUGUACAUGGGUGCAAAACUAGACAAUAGCUACUUAGAUGUACUAUAACCAAUCUAGUUGUCUGUCCACUUUCUCAACUCCAAUGUACACUACUUACACUCUAUUACGUUUACUUGGAUCGUGGAAACAAUCGUCGCGAUCCUCACUUAAACAGCUUUGCCAACAGUUGCUUUAAUUAUUGUAAGUUAACCUAUUAGCUACCUGCUCAAAAGUAUAUUUUAUCAUGUUUUGAUGUUAGAAUUAUUUUUAUAUGACUGUUUUCAUAGAUUAUUAAGGUUAGCGAUAUUUUUGUGAUCCUAUAGGGUGUUGACUUACGAAUUAUGUUCUUAACGCAAUAGUCGAUGAUAUUAAUUUUGUAGGUUAAGUUAUUUUUUAUGUUUAAUCUGUGUGGAAUUCCCUUUCAAGUUUAUUGUAAUUGUUUAUUCCUGACAUUCCUUUUAUAAACGUUUAUUUUUUUAUGUGGGGAUUUAAUAUUUUAGUGAGUAUGUAAUUUUGUUUUGUUUUAGAAGAAGAUAGAAUGUGUUACCAAGAUUAAAUUUAUCUUAAAAAUUUACCCUUGUAAUAAAUGUGAAAACUGUGUGUUAUCUAUAACCAACUGACAACUAUAUCUUCAUUCUUUCUUAUCAUAUAUUUUUAGCGAUUCCUUACUUAAUUAUUUACUAAAUUAUUUAAUGUUUAAUUUAGCAAUUAGUUAUAUUCAAAGAAAUUCCAUUAUAUUAAUUGUUUUUAAUCUCUCGUCUUAUGCAAAACCAUUGCAUCGAUCUCUUGGCCCAUCAAGAAGUAGUGUUUCACAUCGCCUUGUGUUAGUUGUUUAUAAUAUUUGUAAAUAGUUUAAUGUAAAUAUUUGUACCUGUAUUAUUUUUAUUGGAAGUUAGGAUUUAGUUGAAAUCCAGGAGCCCUCAGAUUGUUUUGCCUUGUUGUAAUAUUCUGUGGUGUUUCUGUUCCUAAUAAUGUAUAGUAUUACAUUGCAUUUGGUUCUCUCUGAAGAUGACUCAAAUUAAUGUAAAAUAUUUAUCACCAGUUUGAAAUUGGGCAUUAUAUUCUACUUGAUAUUAGCAUAGACAAAUAGAAUAAAUAUAGACCGUCAGCUGUGCUGGGGUUAGCAUAAGUUCUGGUAUCCACCGCUAGGAUUGCCGUGUGGUUAUGGCGCACACCGCUCCAGCGUCUGCUGGUAGUAUAUGGCGAGCAGCGAAUCGAACACCAUGGCACAUCGCGAACAGUGGCACAUUGCGGAACCUUCCUUAGACAGUCUAUAUUAAAUUCUAUUUGUCUAGAUGAUAUUAGUGAUGUGUCAACCGAUAAUUGAGACCAUCGAAACUUUAGAAAAAGUCGAAAACAGAUCUUUUGAUCGGAAGUCUAAACAGAUUUUAAUCCAAAAGUACAAUGAAAAUGAUUCUUAUUCUUGUAAAACAUCAAAAGUCUUGCUAACGCUGGCACACAGUUUUACACCGGAACAUUAUUUGAUAUUAACUGUUGUUUGUUGAUCCUAUUGCUAUAAAAAUUUGGUAGCAUUAUACCAAUCAUGAGAACAAUUAUCUAGUAUGCUGCACAAUUUGUUUACAAUGCUGGGAUUUCCGUAGUUUGACAAUACUUGUAUUUGUGCGUGAUUUAUUGAAGGUAUGAAUAAAAUAGUUAAACUAAACCACACUACAAGCUAUUUAAGGUUAAAAAUAUAGUUACCUAUAGAACUGUGUGAUACACAUUUUACUUACCAUUUCUUAUGUUGUAUACAUAACGUUUAUUGUAAUCCUUAAAUUUAUCACUUAAUUAUUUUUUAGAUACAAUGAUUUUGUUCUGUAUUUCUUAUUAUAAUUGCAAUAUAAAUAUUUUGUAUAGAAUACUACUUUAUUUUAUAUAGAGAAGUGGUGAAUUAUUUUUAUUUUACAAAUUUGUAUCAUAAAAUAUAAAAUGUAUUGGUGCAAUAUUAUGAAAACAGUGUUACCCUGUAUCAUUGGCUCAGUGAAAAAAAAUGUUCCCAUACUUCUUAGGAAUACACACCAAAUAAAUAUUUAAAUGUAUCUUAAUGUAAAGUAAUAUUACCUUAAUUAUGUGUAUAAAUAAUUUAUACGAAACAUUACAAACAACUUUUGACUACAUUAUUAUGCACUAAGGAACCAAACCUUUAUUUGAACAAAACAAAUCAGAAGCUAUAACAAAUGGAUACGUCUAAGUGUUGAAAUUAUUUAACUAUAUUUAACAAUAAAGGAGUACAGCAGUAACAUGUCAUACAUUCGGAACAAUGUUAUAGAAAACAGGCUGUGACAUGUUUCAAAGCGGCUGCAUGUGUCACACAGUUGGCCAUCUGAACCAUGUAAAUUCUAGCCUAAAGUAUCUGAAUGAUUCAAGUUUCGCUGCGCUGCAUUUCCCUCAUCUUACACAAUAUACGUUUUUGUUUAUCGCUCGACCAUUAAUCUGUUCCGAGAGAUUAAUUAUGCCUUAAUGGCAGUGUUGAGUGAAAAGUCUUACUGACAAUAUAUUACUCUAAAUUAUUACUAUCUGCGAUUUUCCUAACGAUUAAAAAUAAGUUGAAUUAUGAGUUAUUAUUGUGUAUGUUUACUUUUUUGUUAACAUUAUGUUGUUUGUACUUUCAAUAUAUAUUUUUGUUUACGUGAAACUGCCUUGAGUUUAAAGAAAAACAUUUUGAUUGUGUCUAUAAUCAUAUUAUGAUUGAACAACACUUUUGGAAUAGAUACAUUUUUAUUGAGGUUAUAUGUUUCCCUACCUUGUAAAGAAAUGUAUGAAAUAAAUAUUAUACUGUUACUGUUA
This is a messenger RNA of Macrosteles quadrilineatus (aster leafhopper), 6451 nucleotides long. RefSeq names its product cyclin-G-associated kinase-like. Lineage: Eukaryota; Metazoa; Arthropoda; Insecta; Hemiptera; Cicadellidae. The record is from RefSeq and is a predicted model, not a curated record. Gene Ontology annotation, molecular function: protein serine/threonine kinase activity; AP-2 adaptor complex binding; ATP binding. Gene Ontology annotation, cellular component: cytoplasm. The coding region runs from base 105 to 3665 and encodes 1186 amino acids. Gene Ontology annotation, biological process: positive regulation of Notch signaling pathway; protein phosphorylation; regulation of clathrin-dependent endocytosis. The transcript is spliced from 25 exons.